Molecule: messenger RNA, 2020 nt
Organism: Morus notabilis
Lineage: Eukaryota; Viridiplantae; Streptophyta; Magnoliopsida; Rosales; Moraceae
Product: NAC domain-containing protein 71
Exons: 5
Coding region: 511-1617 (368 amino acids)
Biological process (GO): regulation of DNA-templated transcription
Molecular function (GO): DNA binding
Source: RefSeq, a predicted model, not a curated record
GUUACCACUUUUCAAAUUUAAAUGUUUUUGGCUUCUGGGUAUUUCAAUAGGUUUGAGUUUUAGAAGUUCUAAGUAGUUUCUAGAAGGGCCUUGUACUUUUUUUUUUUUUUUUGGAUUGGGGGCUUGGACUUAAAGAAAUAUCUGUUUCUGGGUAUUGCUUAAAUAGUUCUAAAUUUUUGUUAACUUAUUAUCUUUUUUUUGGGUUAUAAUAUUGGUUGGUGGGGGGUAAUAAUUUUUCACUAUAAGCAAUUGCAUUUGUUUAAAAGACAAUGAUUCUGCUGUACUACAGGUACAUCCUGUGGAAGUUUUACUCAACUCUUGAUAAGAAAUCAACUGUUUGUAAAAGCUUCUACUUUUGGAUUUUCCAGAUUUUUAAUAGAUACACUAUUGGCACUUAGCAAAACCAAUUUUCUGUUUCCAAGCUUGCUUGCUUUCUGUUCACUUUCUUUUUCCUUUUAAUUUUUUUGGUUAUUUUUUCACUAAGAAUCUGAUAGUUAGUGAGUGAUAAUCAUGGGAGGGGCAUCACUGCCACCCGGUUUUCGUUUCCACCCGACUGAUGAGGAACUGGUGGGGUAUUACCUGAAAAGAAAAGUGGAGGGGCUCGAAAUCGAGCUCGAAGUUAUCCCCGUGAUCGAUUUGUACAAGUUUGAUCCCUGGGAAUUGCCUGAGAAAUCCUUCCUUCCGAAACGAGACAUGGAAUGGUUUUUCUUCUGUCCUCGGGAUAGAAAGUAUCCGAAUGGCUCAAGAACAAAUAGAGCCACUAAGGCUGGCUACUGGAAGGCCACUGGGAAAGACCGAAAAGUUGUUUGUAAAUCAGUGAAUGUAAUUGCUUACCGAAAGACCCUUGUCUUCUAUUGCGGACGCGCUCCAUUAGGUAAUCGAACUGAUUGGAUCAUGCAUGAGUACCGCCUCUCUGAUGGUCUUAGUCAAGGCUCACCGAAUUUUCAUGGUGCUUUUGCUUUGUGCCGUGUUGUGAGGAAGAAUGAGAGCACACAAAAGGUCAGUGAUUGCCAUGGAGAGCCAAAGAGCAAGAAGAUUGGAAGCAGUUCGAGUAAUGCGGAUUUCAACUCAACACUCGUGAAUGAACCCUUGAGUGUCUCCGGUGACAUUUCUUCUCACGCAAGCUACCAGUACAACGAGAGUCGUUUUUCGAGCCCAAUCACUUCUCCAAAUGAAGUCACCCCUGCAUCAGAGUUUGAGCCCUCAUUCGCGGAGACCAAUCCCGCAAGCUUCUGGGUCUCACCAGACUUAAUUCUUGAUUCAUCGAAGGAUUAUCCACAAUUGCAAGCGGCAAUUCCUGAUUACUUUCCACAGUAUGAGUUUCCUGGCUCAGUGACACCUUGGCCGUCAUAUGAACACAGAGAAAUUUCACCUAGUUCAUCAUACUCAAACUUCACUGGGGAAAUUGAACUUUCUGACAAUCCCAACAGAAUUGGUGGCAUGUCGCCCUACCCGGGACACUCAAAUUACAUGGAUGUUUUCGCAAAUGAGGAUAUGCAAUAUGAGGGUUGUGAAAGUUUGGACCGAGCUCCAAUUUGCAGGCAACCUAGUGAAAGAGAUUAUAGUUUUGGGGAACUCAGUGGUCUGUGGUUGCAUGAAGACAAUAUCACAUUGUGAUAUAAGAGUCUAGCCAUGGUAACAUUGACCAACUGAGGAGAUCAUGUACUGUGUCAUCUAGGAAGGGCCCGAGACAACGCCUUUUAAAGUUGGUUCUUGGUAAUAGAAAAAUAAAAAGGAGUUCAAUAACUUUUCAUAUGUAUUAAGCAGAAGUGGGGUUGUUUUUCUUUUCCUUGAGCAAUGUUGUAUUUUUGUGCUUCCUUUGAAGUUGGUUUUGCCAACAUGUAUUGUCUCCUUUUGUUUCUUGUUUCUUCUGUCUUUGAGUCUCUUCCCAGGUGGAAAAUCACUUUUAUAGAUUGCAUCUGGGGUUGGUCUUGUAGUUGUCUUUAUGUUUUGUGAAUAAAUUAGCUUCUUGCCUUGGAGCUGUAUAUGUCCAUUGGUCCAUAAUGUAAUUGUUAAACUA